Mauremys mutica (yellowpond turtle) is the source of this 5497-nucleotide messenger RNA. RefSeq names its product zinc finger protein 850-like. NCBI's taxonomy places the organism in Eukaryota, Metazoa, Chordata, Testudines, Geoemydidae. The record is from RefSeq and is a predicted model, not a curated record. The coding region runs from base 305 to 2530 and encodes 741 amino acids. Gene Ontology annotation, molecular function: DNA-binding transcription repressor activity, RNA polymerase II-specific. The transcript is spliced from 3 exons. Gene Ontology annotation, biological process: negative regulation of transcription by RNA polymerase II.
GCAGGAGAACUACGAGACGGUGACCUCGCUGGGAUUCCCCAUUUCCAAACCUAAGCUGAUCGCCCAGCUGGAACGAGGGGAAGAGCCAUGGGUCCCGGAUCUCCAGGACUCCAAGGACAGGGGGAGCCCGAGAGGCACCUGCACAGCAGGUGAUAGGACAGUGAGUGAGAACAAGGAGGAGAAUCAGCAGCAGGAAGGUCCUGGGAAAGUGGAACUGCAUGAGACAUUUUUGAGAAGAGCUGAAGGGAAUUUUUCCCGGGGCUUGGAACAGGGAAAUGCCUGGGGAGAUCGACACAGAUCAGAGAUGCAUCUGGGAAACUAUCCCAGGAAGAAACUGGAUGAAUCCACUCAACGUGGCAGAAGAUGGAAGGAUCCCAAGGAAACCACAGUCCAGCAGACAAGUCACAAUGACGAGAAACCCUACAAAUGCCUUGAGUGUGGGAAAAGUUUCCAUUUUAGUGCAAAGCUUAGUACACAUCAGAGAACCCACACAGGAGAGAAGCCCUAUAAAUGCUUGGAGUGUGGGAAAAGCUUCAGUAAGAAGCCAAGUCUUAUUAAACACCAGAGACUGCACACAGGAAAGAGACCCAAUACAUGCCUUGACGAUGGAAAAAGUUUUAGCAAAAGUUCAUCCCUUAUUAAAAAUGCGAGAAUCUACAUAGGAGAAAGUUCCUACAAAUGCCUUGAGUGUGGGAAAAGUUUCAGUUUGAAGUCAACUCUUAAUACACAUCAGAAAAUCCACAAGGGAGAGAAACCCCAUAAAUGCUUGGACUGUGGGAAAGCUUUCAGUCAGAACUCAUAUCUUAUCGAGCAUAGGAGAAUCCACACAGGAGAGAGACCGUAUAAAUGCCUUGAGUGUGGGAAAAAUUUCAUUUGUCGUUCACACCUUGCUAAACAUAGGAGAAUCCACACGGGUACCAAACCCUAUAAAUGCCUUGACUGUGGGAAAAGUUUCAUUGACAGUACAAAACUUAUUAGACAUCAGGCAAUCCACACAGGAGAGAGACCCCAUCAAUGCUUGGACUGUGGGAAAAGCUUCAUUCAGAAGAUACACCUUAUUACACACCAGAGACUGCACACAGGAGAGAGACCCUAUACAUGCCUUGAGUGUGGGAAAAGUUUCAAUUUGAAAUCAACCCUUAAUACACAUCAGAAAACCCACACGGGAGAGAAACCCCAUAAAUGCUUGGACUGUGGGAAAACUUUUGGUCAGCGCUCACAGCUUACUAAACAUAGGAGAAUCCACACAGGAGAGAGACCGUACAAAUGCUUUGGGUGUGGGAAAAAUUUCAUUAGCCGCUCACACCUUAUUAAGCAUCAGAGAAUCCACACAAGUGCCAAGCCCUAUAAAUGCCUCGACUGUGGGAAAAGUUUUGUUGACAGAACAAAACUUAUUAGACAUCAGGCAAUCCACACAGGAGGGAGACCCCAUAAAUGUUUGGACUGUGAGAAAAGCUUCAGUAAGAAGUCAAACUUUAUUAGGCACCGGAGACUGCACACAGGAGAAAAACCCUAUAAAUGCCUUGAGUGUGGGAAAAGUUUUAGUCAAACUUCAAACCUUAUUGCACAUCAGAGGACCCACACAGGUGAGAGACCCUAUAAAUGCCUUGAGUGUGGGAAAAGUUUCAGUUUGAAAUCAACCCUUAAUACACAUCAGAAAACCCACACAGGAGAGAAAACCCAUAAAUGCCUUGACUGUGGGAAAACUUUCAGUCAGAGCUCACAGCUUACUAAACAUGGGAGAAUUCACACAGGAGAGAGACCAUAUAAAUGCCUUGAGUGUGGGAAAGAUUUUAAGGAAAGUUCAUCCCUUACUAAACAUAGGAGAAUCCACACAGGAGAAACACCUUACAAAUGCCCUGAGUGUGGGAAAAGUUUUAGUCAGAGCUCACACCUUAUUGCACACCAAAGAAUCCACACAGGAUUACGACCCUAUAAAUGUCCUGAGUGUGGGAAAAGUUUCAUUUGCCAUUCAAACCUUAUUAAGCAUCAGAGAAUCCACACUGGUGACAAAUCCUAUAAAUGCCUCGAUUGUGGGAAAUGUUUCCUUGACAGAACAAAACUUAUUACACAUCAGGCAACCCAUACAGGAGAAAGACCCCAUAAAUGCCUGGACUGUGGGAAAAACUUCAUUCAGAAGUCACAACUUAUUAGACACCAGAGAGUGCAUACAGGAGAGAGACCCUUUAAAUGCCUUGACUGUGGGAAAACUUUCAGGCAGCACUCACACCUUAUUACUCAUCAGAAAAUCCACACAGGCGACAAACCCUAUAAAUGUCUUGACUGUGGGAAAAGUUUUGUUUACAGAACAAAACUUACUGAUCAUCAGAAAACCCACACGGGAGAGAAAGCCCAUAAAUGCUUGGACUGUGGGAAAACUUUCAGUCAGCGCUCAUACCUUACUCGACAUGGGAGAAUCCACAUGAGGGAGAGAACUUAUAAAUGCCUUGAGUGUGGGAAAAGCUUCAGUAAGAGCUCAGAGCUCACCAAGCAUGAGAAAAUCCACGAAGGUGAGAGACCCCAGCAAUAGCCUGGCUGCAGAAAUCGAUUCAGCUUGACUUCACACAUCAGUGAUCCACACAACAGAGAGACCUUGAAUGUGGGAGAAGCUUCAUGUGGUGCUCCCGAAAUAUCAGGCAUCCGCAAAUCCGCACAGUGAAGAAACCUCUGAGAUGUUCUCAGUGUGGAAAAUGCUCCAAGUGGAGCUAACACCACAGUGGACAUCAGAGACUACUCCACACAGCAGGGAAAUUCUCUCAGGGCCCUGACUAGGGCUGGCCGUCGUGACAAACCCAUUUCCUUGUUCCCACACACAUCAGGGGCUUUUGGCUCCCAAGGAUCCAGCUGCCCAUCGCUGGGGUGAGGAUCCAGCAGCAGCCGAGCAGCAGCUGGUCAGUGACCCUCUGGCUUUGCCUGGUCUAAGCAAACCCCAGGCAGAGGAGGAAAAGCCCCCAUCAGCCCCUCCUCCCUGCUGCAGCCGUGGCUGCUGAGCUGAUGGGCCACAGGUCGGGGAAGGGAGAGAAACUCCCCCAGCCGCUCCCUCUGCCUGGCUGAAGUUCCCCCAUCUCCCUUCCCUUCCCAGCCGGGAUCCCCCUGCCAAGGAGAUGAGAAGGACACUUGGGCCAGGCCCCAGCUUCAGUCUAGACACCUGUCCACAGCCCCUGAGAUGGGCUCCCCCACUUACCUGGAGCUGUUCCCUGCAGAGCGAGUGUUCCUGGGGGCUGGUAACUCCUCCCCUCCCCAAAUCCCACAGAACACUGGAUUCUGGGGGAUCCAACAUUAAGGCACCAGGACAUUGGGUUCUGGGGAGGUCACUGGGGAUUGAAUGGCUGGGGCUGGGGGAGCUGGGGAGCAGGAGGAGCUGGGUGCUGGGCUAUCAAGUGUUUGGGGAUCAUGGGAUAAGAGGCGAGGGAGAGCACAGGGGUAGAGAGGUGCUGCCUCUCCUCACUCACCCCCUCUGCCCCUUCCCCCUGCCCUCUCUGCAUUCAGACAGCACCACUGAGAGGGGCUGAGUCCCACAGGGCCUUUUGUGGGAGGCCUGGAGACCCCACCUCUGCCUCCGCAGCAUCAGCCUCUGAGCAUCUGUCUAUGGUAGGAAACGUGGUCAGGAUCAGCCAGAGCAUCUCUGUGACCCUGCACCAGAUUUCCUAGUGUAAAUUCGCCCCGAGCAUCUUAUGUGUAAGGCUAAGAGUUUGUCAUGGAUAUUUUUAGUAAAACUCAUAGGUAAUAAAGAAAAAUUCACAGAAUCCCAUGACCCGUCCAUGAGUUUUACUAAAAACAUCCGUGACAAAAUGGGGAGGGAGAAGGCUCCAGCACCCAUCGCUGCUUGGGUUUGGUGUCCCUUGACUGCUUACUAAUGUGUUCUAACUCUCUCCCAUUGGCAGGGUGAUCAUUGGUCCCUGAGUUUCCCCUCUGGGGCCGGAUUGUCUCAUUCCCAGAUCGUCUCACAUUACUCCUGGCCAGGCUGAAAAGCAUUGAGUGUUUGUACAUUUUCUCCCUUAUGGAGCAGAAUUAACUAGAUGCUAAAAGAAUGUGCAGCAGGGAUAGUAAAUGUGGUGUUUUACCUUCUGUGCUAUUUCAGGGUGAUGGGGUCUGUCCGAGGGUUCCCUCCUUCCCCCCAUCACUGUCACACAGGAGAGCCUCUGUCUCAGCCAUGGAGAGUUGUAUCAUGACCCAAUUCUACCCCUCCGUGUCCCAAUGUCACUUACCACCGUGUCCAUGGCUCUCCAUGCUUAGGAGUCACAGUUUUGAUGUCAAUGAUCCUAAGUCAGACCCCUGAGGGCUUGGGAAGACAGUGUCCCAGAACUAGGAGUGGGCAGGGAAAUCCCAAUGAACCUCAAAGCACAGUUUGACCUUUCAGAUCUUGUAGCCCUGUUUCCAUCUAUUGGUAAAAUUGCUUCCUGACUUUUUCUAGGCUAGUCCAGAUCAUUUGUAGAUGGGAAGAUUUUUCUUUCUUUCUCUUUCUUUUAUUAUAAUGAUGCAACCAAUACAACCGAAUAAUGAAGCUCGAAGUGAAGCUGGUUUAGCCACUUCAGAAGAAAACGGGUACGUUUAUUUUCCUGAUUUUGAGUCUUAAAAGAUUCUUUGAGAUUUCACUUUAUGAAUGUGAAAGUGUUUUAUGGCCCACCCUGGAUUGUGGGUUUUUCUCUCUUCGUGAAGGCCGUGAGGUCACGUACUUUGAUAUUAGUUUAGUUUGACAGGAUGUAGCUGAGGUUUAUUGAGGACUUCAGGAAACAAAUGAUCGUUUGUUGGAAUCAUCCUCUUUUAGAUUUUAUUUUAAUUUUUAUCUGAUGCUUUGUCAUGAGAUAUUUUUGUGUGGUUUGAACAAUGACAGUGAUCAGUAUCUCUCAGCACAAACACGGAUGCUGCGAGCUAGAUUCACAGUGCAAGAGGCAGAGACUGAAAUGGAGAAUAAAGUUACUGCCUGAUCCCUGCAGCGAUGUGAGGUACUGCUGGGAGGGGAAGAAGGCAAGAACAGCAGAGCUGGGCAACUGCUGGGUUUGCUCCUGAGAGCCUGACGGCUGAGGCUGAGAACUGUGAACUCGCUGCAUCACAGCCACAGAGCGACUACACUUGGCUUGUCAGUUUCAUGUGAAGCUGCCCCUCAAAUCUAAAGGACCGUGAAUGACACCCCAAAAAUGAUAGGGGGAAGGAGUCAGUAUCUCCCUAUUGCUGAGAUGCCGAGGUUGGGCGCAGGCAAGAAGGGAGCCUAGGAUGUCAAUAGACCGGGGCAGCCUUGAAGUCAGGCCGACCCCUAUCGAUGAGCCCGGAGUCCGACCAGGUGGUGGAUCCUCCAGUGCCGGCCGACACCCAAAGCACCACAUCGGCCUCCUCACCCUGUCCGAAGGAGCUGAUUGUGGCCCCACCCCACUCCGUCCUGCAGGACUACCAGGCCUACCAAGAACUGGGUCCUCUAAGGCCUGGUCUACACUAGGAGUUUAUGUCGAAUUUAGCAGCGUUAAUUCGAUUUAACCGUGCAACCGUCCACACCAGGAAG